UCUCUACAAUCAAUAAAUUGCAUUAUUAUAUCUACAGACGAAAUCGAAUUGAAACGAACCCUAAAUCAUUAAACUCUCCUCAGCCAUAGCCAUGAUCUUCGUCUUCUUGCUUUUCUUAAUCUCCUCUCCCCUCCUCCAAAAGCCUAAAUUUGCAUCCGGCCGGUGCGAACCGGCGCGGUGCAAACCGUCCGGCCCGGAAGUCCGGUUCCCUUUCCGGCUGAAAAACCGGCAGCCGCCCGAAACCUGCAGCGCCUACAGCAGCGAUUUCGAACUAACAUGUAAUGAGAAAAACGAUACAGUUCUCCACUUCCAGCUGUCCGUUUGGGCGUCCGCCGGAAACUAUCUAAUCCCGCUGUCGGCAAACGCCACCGUCGCCGGAACCAUUGACUACGAUCGGCAGGUGAUCGGAGUCAACGUUUGGGAAAGUUCCUGUCUUCCGGCGAAGGCUCCGAAAGUCAAUUCUUCUGAUUCUCCUUUCGAAUCGGAUCCUGGAAACCAGUACGGGGGAUCGUACACGCUCUUCAACUGCUCCGGCCCGAUCGGGACGAGGUUCAGUCGGGGCCCGAUUGAGUGUCUGAAUCGUGGGGAUUUUGAGGUUUAUACUGUUAGCUCGUCGGAUUCGCUGUCGGAUGUGACACCGCUGUCCAACUGUGUGAAGAUGUACAACGUUUCGUCGGUUCCGCCGGCGCUUGUCCGCGUACCGGACUCGUUGUCUUUCGAUCAGACCGCUCAAUUGCGGUGGAGGAAUCCGGAUUGUCGGAAGUGUGAAUCGAGAGGGAAGAUUUGCGGAUUCAACUCAACGGAUAACAGUAUUGAUUGCUUCGAGAAACCAGUUUCCCCAAAUCAGAAGAGUCACGAGAAGAAGAAGAGAAUCGUCACAGCAGUUUCAGCAGUGGCAAGUUCUCUGGUGGCAAUAGCCGUCGGAGGCUUAUGCAGUGUGUAUCUAAAGAAGAAAAGAAAGCUGGAAAACGCGCGAAAAAUCGUACGGUUCCUCGACGAUUACAGAGCUCUAAGGCCGACAAGAUACAGUUAUUCAGACAUCAAACGAAUAACCGAAGGGUUCAAGUACAAACUAGGCCGAGGAGGCUAUGGAACAGUGUUCAAAGGGAAGCUGUCGGAAGAAAUCCCGGUCGCCGUCAAAAUCCUCAACAACAUAAAGGGCAACGGCGGCGAUUUCCUAAACGAAGUCGGCGCGAUCGGGAACAUCCACCACGUCAACGUCGUGCGUCUCGUUGGGUAUUGCGCCGACGGGUAUCGACGCGCGUUAGUAUACGAGUAUUUAGAAAACGAUUCUUUGGAAAAGUACAUCGCGUGGGGGAUUCGUAAGAACAAGCUCGGUUGGGACAAGCUUUACGAGAUCUCGUUAGGUAUCGCGAAAGGUCUCGAGUAUCUCCACCAGGGUUGUAACCAGCGAAUCCUGCACUUCGACAUCAAGCCGCAGAACAUACUUCUCGACCACAACCUCAACCCGAAGGUUGCGGAUUUCGGGUUGGCGAAAUUGUGCUCGAGGGACAAGAGCGUAAUUACGAUGACGGCGGCGCGCGGGACGAUAGGGUACAUUGCGCCCGAGGUUUUCUCGAGGAAUUUCGGGAGGGUGUCGUAUAAGUCCGAUAUAUAUAGUUUUGGAAUGGUUUUGCUUAAUAUGGUCGAGGGACGGAAGAACUUUCGCGCGAGCGUGCAAGAUAGUAUGCAAAUUUAUUUUCCGGAAUGGAUGUAUAGCCAGGUCGAGAAGGGCAAGGAUAUCGAUUUUGAGAUCGAUGUCGAGGGGGAUGUCGCGAUUGUUCAGAGGCUUAUAAUUGUCGGGCUUUGGUGUAUACAAUGGUAUCCGAUCGACCGGCCGUCGAUGAAGACGGUGAUACAAAUGAUGGAAGAGCCGGGGUUGCCUAUUAUGCCGCCGAAUCCUUUCGCGUCUACGAGUGGUUCGGAUGCGUUUGCGGAUCCGAGCGAGGAGAGCUCGCUCGGUAGCGACGGAACAACCUACUAUAGCAACACUAAUUGAUGUAAGUUGUUUCAUAAGAAAUUAGCUGAUGGUUUGGGGAUGAAGAUCGAUGACGGCGAAUUUUUACGUUAUAAAAAUAAUAAUAAUAAUAAUAAUAAUUAUUAUUAUUAUUGAUGUAGUGUGUUUUGUAUUAGAAGCUAGUUAUGGUGCUGAUUGGAAUUAAUCAACACUAUAUUGAUUAACUUCUUUCAGUUUAUUGUAAUGAUCAGUACUAUGUAGUUGUUCUUGAAAUAAUCUAUGUUAUAUAUAUAUAUAUAUAUAUUAUUGUGUUGUA
Molecule: messenger RNA, 2273 nt
Organism: Andrographis paniculata
Lineage: Eukaryota; Viridiplantae; Streptophyta; Magnoliopsida; Lamiales; Acanthaceae
Product: rust resistance kinase Lr10-like
Exons: 2
Coding region: 92-1999 (635 amino acids)
Biological process (GO): protein phosphorylation
Molecular function (GO): polysaccharide binding; protein kinase activity; ATP binding
Source: RefSeq, a predicted model, not a curated record